UCGAAACCAACCCAUUACUGGCUACUACUUAAGUACUCCAUAUUUCUCUUGCCAUCAGAACUCAAAAGAACAUCAUGGAUUGGUCACAAAAACUUUACUUUACAGCUUUUCUAAUUGUUGCAGCAGCCAUUCGGGGAAUUCAUGGUUAUACUAUGGUCUCUGGAACUGUCUUCUGUGACCAAUGCAAAGAUGGCCAAAUCUCUCUCUUUGAUUAUCCUCUAAAUGGAAUAAAUGUAGCAAUGGCGUGCCCAGACAACAAUGGACAAAUGACAACAUGGGGAGAAGAUACAACAAAUUGGCUAGGAAAUUUUGCCAUGAAGUUUGAUGGAAAUCCAGAUUUGAGUGGCUGUGUUGCACAGGUUACAAGCAGUAAUGAGCAAGGGAAAAGAGGAUGUGGGACAGGAGGAGGACCAGGAAAGUCACCAAGAUUAAUAUUUAGGAUGUUUGAUAUGAAUAUGUACACAAUUGAUCCUUUGAUUUCUCAGCCUUCAGAUCCAAUGUCUUUCUGUCCAAAAUUUUCAUACCCACAGCCACACCCCAACCCUGUUUCCCCUGCUACACCACCAUCAACACUUCCAUAUCCACCUACUCCCUCAUUGCCUCAUUUACCCUCAUGGCCUCCUUUACCCCCAAUGCCUCAUUUCCCCUAUUUGGAUGCUUCAGCUUGCCCACAUCAGAGUUGGAUGAUGCCAGAAUACCGCUGCUACUGGAAAGUAAUAAAUCCAGAUUUGAAAGUAGGUGUUGUAUUUGGGCUGAUUGCUGCUAGAAAAUAUGGAAGUGAUAUAACAUUAUGGGAAGGAAUGCAAGGCAGAGGAGAACCUUAUAAAACUUUGUUAAGAGAAGGGACAACUGCACUUUUGAAUUCUUAUAACAGUGUACAAUUUCCUUAUCAUCCAUUGAGUGUUAUUCAACAUAUGAAUUGGGCAUUAAUGGGAUCAACUCAACAAGUUAUGCAUACAGCUUUGAAUUUCUUGAGGGCUAAUUCUGGAAAUGGAAGAACUACUUGCAAGUUCAACCCUUGCAAGUGAUUAUUAGUAUUAAUUUCACUUCUUAGUGUACUUUUAAUUGAUUUGUAGUUGAGUUAAUCACGUUUAUAUUACUCUCUAUUUAGUAAUACGUUGUUGGCGUAUACUUGUGUCUACAUAGUAUUUUGGAAUCGUAUGUUAUUGAUGUUACUGAUUCCCAAAAUCAUUGUUGAUUGCUACAGUAUGAAAAUAAAGAACUACUUUGAAAUUUUCCGUA
Molecule: messenger RNA, 1242 nt
Organism: Solanum stenotomum
Lineage: Eukaryota; Viridiplantae; Streptophyta; Magnoliopsida; Solanales; Solanaceae
Exons: 4
Coding region: 75-1028 (317 amino acids)
Source: RefSeq, a predicted model, not a curated record